Rhinocladiella mackenziei CBS 650.93 is the source of this 2244-nucleotide messenger RNA. RefSeq lists its product as uncharacterized. Gene Ontology annotation, cellular component: mitochondrion. Bases 1 to 2244 code for a protein of 747 amino acids. NCBI's taxonomy places the organism in Eukaryota, Fungi, Ascomycota, Eurotiomycetes, Chaetothyriales, Herpotrichiellaceae. The transcript has a single exon. Gene Ontology annotation, molecular function: metal ion binding; methylcrotonoyl-CoA carboxylase activity; ATP binding. The record is from RefSeq and is a predicted model, not a curated record.
AUGCCAAAUUGUCGUAUUCCUCGGCCUGCUGCAGCCUGGCGAGCUAGAGCAGCUCUCCGUCCGUCAUCCUCCCACCCAGCUCGUCGUUCUCAUCAUACCCACCCUGACCAAGCCACGAAGUCCCUUGACUCGAUCCUGAUUGCGAAUCGAGGAGAGAUCGCCAUACGGGUCAAUCGUACAGCUGCACAACAUGGAAUCCGAACUACCACUCUGUACACCCGGCCAGACAUUUUCUCACAGCACGCUCAUUCCUCUCCGUUUUCCUUUAACCUUGGCGCAACGGCAGCUUACCUUGACCAAGAGAAGAUUCUCGCCAUAGCAAAACAGCAAGGUUGUCACGCGAUACAUCCAGGCUACGGGUUUUUGUCUGAAAAUGCCGAAUUUGCAAAAAGAUGUGCAGAAGAGGGUGUCACCUUCAUCGGUCCGCCGGCCAGUGCCAUCGAGGACAUGGGUGACAAAGCCAGAAGCAAGGAGAUCAUGAUCUCUGCGGGUGUGCCCUGUGUCCCUGGCUAUCAUGGAACCAACCAAACGCCGGAAACACUGUCGCGCGAGGCGGAGAAGAUUGGAUACCCUGUUCUUAUCAAAGCCGUUCGAGGCGGGGGAGGAAAGGGCAUGCGUAUUGCCAGAAGUACACAAGAAUUUGCAGACAUGCUGGAAAGUGCGAAGAGUGAGGCAAGGAACUCUUUCGGUCAUGAUGAAGUUCUCGUGGAGAAAUACAUCACGACGCCGCGACAUAUCGAGGUCCAAGUCUUUGCGGACAAGUACGGCAAUUGUGUGGCUCUUGGUGAACGAGAUUGCUCUAUUCAACGACGACAUCAGAAAAUUCUAGAGGAAUCUCCGGCUCCAAAUUUGAAUGACUCGAUUCGAAAGGAGAUUUGGGAAAAAGCUCGAGCUGCCGCCCUUGCUGUCAACUACGAAGGUGCUGGUACGGUAGAAUUCAUCUUUGAUAACGACACUGGAGAGUUCUAUUUCAUGGAAAUGAAUACAAGACUUCAAGUGGAGCACCCUGUCACAGAAAUGGUCACAGGACUGGACCUUGUCCAUUGGCAAAUAUUGGUGGCAGAGGGCAAACCUUUGCCCCUGACACAACCAGAAGUGGAAGAGCAGAUUGCCCAACAUGGUCACGCGAUCGAAGCUCGAAUCUAUGCUGAGAACCCGGCCAAAGGCUUCAUACCCGACUCCGGAAGACUACUCCAUGUCCAAUUACCCGAAGAGACCGCCGAUGUACGAAUAGACAGUGGAUUUGUGCAAGGCGACGAAGUCUCAAGCCACUAUGACCCCAUGAUAGCAAAACUUAUUGUUAGAGCUGCGACCCGAGAAGACGCCCUCCGUAAGAUGGCGAUGGCAUUACAGGAGUAUGAGGUGGCUGGACCCGUCACGAAUAUCGACUUCCUCAAACGCGUGUGCCAGUCCCCCGACUUUAUGACGGGCAAAGUUGAGACCCGGUACAUCGAAAAACACCGAGAAGAACUAUUUCCUCCGACCCAUGUCACGCCUGAGGUGCUGGCUGAGGCCGCAAUAGCUUCAUUCUUGCAUUCGAUGACUCCUAGAUCCGCCACUGCAAGUCCGAUCUUGCAAUCACCUGUAUCCUCGGUAUCCUGGCUCAACACUUCCGCCGACUUUCAACCUCGAAUUUUCCAAUUCCAAUCGGCAGAUUUCGAAGCCGGCCCCGGCAAAUCACCGGAAAUCCACAGCAUCGAACUCCAACAGACGAUUCCAGGUCACUUCUCGAUUACGACACCAUCUAACCCGUCACCGAUCAAUGUCUCUUCGAGUCUUGAUGCUGAAACAAAUACCCUGACAACCUACUUCCCUCACACGCGACACACCUCCCGCAUCAUUUUCUCUUCUCCCAUUGGCCAUACCCCCGGAUCCGAUACAGUCCACCUCUUCACACCUCAUGGUUCUUUCCGUCUGACGGCACCGUCACCGACAUGGCUCUCUAAGGCACUCGGCGUAGUGGAAAAGCCCAACUCGCUCCUGUCACCCAUGCCUGCGAAGAUCCUGCGUGUACUGGUCAAGCCAGGCGACACAGUAACUAAGGACCAGGCACUCCUCGUUAUCGAGAGCAUGAAGAUGGAGACGGUGAUUCGAAGCCCCGCGGAAGAGGUGGUGGUGAAAAGAGUCGUACAUGGUGAGGGCGAAGUUGUGGGAAGUGGGGUCGAGCUGGUAGAGUUUGAAGAGGAGGAAGACUCGGCACAGGGGGAUCGAGAGAGGGCAAGUAAUAGCCAGAGAGGACAAUGA